UGCUGACGCCUGGUGCUCAUCCACAGUGAACUCACACAGAAUCUCGCUGGGCUUUAAAUCCCUAGGUCGUGGUGCAGAGCAGGGUGCACCCAACCUGUGCACGAGGCUGGGCACCUCGCCCUGCUGGGCGUGCAGCCUGGCACUGGGGAGAAGGGGAGCGAAACCCCUUGGGUGCAGCACCCACCUGAGGUCUGGGCACACCUGGGGCACGUCCUGGGGCUGCAGGGAUGCGCCUUAAGGCGCUCGAUGCCAUUUCCUGCAGACCCGCUUGUUCACGCCGCCGUCACGCCACGAAGUGACGCCGUGGCUGUGUCUGGAGCAGCUGCUCUCCCCGGAGCUGGGUGGGGAUGUCUGCGGUGCCUGAAUCACGCCUUUAUCGCUGCUACACCCACGGGCACCUCUCUCCCAGGUGAGGCAGCCGCCUGUUAAAAGCCAAACAGGACGGCAGCAGCACCCGGAGACGGGUGUGACGGCGUGGAUCAGCCUCCAGGAACGGCGGGGAGAGCCCUCGCCACCAGGCAGGUGUGUCCUCGUCCUUGGCGUGAUGGAGUCUCGCUGCCAGCUUUGGCUGUGGGCAUUAUUUGUCCUCCUGGCCUGCCCGCAGCCGCGGGGCGCGCAGCCAGCCUGCUCCCAUGGGGCCUGCUACCCCCCCGGGGGGGACAUCCUGCUGGGACGGGGCCAGCACCUGACGGCCUCCUCCACCUGUGGCCUCACCAAGCCCGAGACGUACUGCACGCCGCACGGAGAGUGGAACAUGAGAUGCUGUAAGUGCGACUCCCGGCUGCCACAUGCCCACAACGGGCACCGUGUGGCCAACGUGCUGUCCUCCGCCGGGCGGACACGCUGGUGGCAGUCCCAGAGCGGCAUGGAGCACGUCUAUUUGCAGCUGGAUCUGGAUGAGAAGUUCCAGCUCAGCAGCAUCGUGCUGAACUUCAGGUCGCCACUGCCCGCUGCGAUGCUGAUUGAGCGCUCCAUGGACUUCGGCAAGACAUGGGAGGUGUACCAGUACCUGGCCUCUGACUGCGCUGCUGCCUUCCCCCACGUCCCCCGUGGUGCCCCCGAGAGCUGGGGGGAUGCUCGCUGCCAGCCGCUGCAGGCCCAGCACGGGUACCCCAUGCAUGGGGGCAAGGUGAAAUUCAGCGUCCAAGACCUGGCAUCUACCAUCACUACCUCUUACAGCCAGACUGUCAAUAAGCUGGGGCAGUUCACCAACCUGAGGAUCAACUUCACCCAGCUCCCACACAUCAUGCACCACAGCUACCGCUCGCCCAGCAGCUUCUAUGCCGUGACGGAAAUGCAGGUGCUGGGAAGCUGCUUCUGUAAUGGCCAUGCUGACCGCUGUAUCACUUCGAGGGACCUGCACGCCGCGGUGCAUGGGCGCUGCGAGUGCCAGCACAACACUGCUGGCCCCCACUGCGGCCACUGUGCUGCCCUCUACAACGACCGCCCCUGGGCCCCCGCGGAGGACAACGACCCCCACGAGUGCCAGCGGUGUAACUGCAAUGGCCACUCGGCCUCGUGCCACUUCGACCCGGAGGUUUUCCACGCCAGUGGUGGGGUGACCGGGGGUGUCUGCGACGACUGCCAGCACAACACGGCGGGGAACAACUGCGAGCGCUGCAAAACCAACUAUUUCCGCAACCAGCGGCAGGAUCUCACCCACCCUGAAGCCUGCCAGCCCUGCGAGUGUGACCCGGACGGCACGGUGCCAGGCUCCGUCUGCGACCCGCUCUCGGGACACUGCGUCUGCAAGGAGAACGUGCAGGGCGAGCGCUGCCACCUCUGCAAGCCAGGCUUUGCCCAGCUGGCUCAUGCCAACCCCCUGGGCUGCCGCAGAUGCGCCUGCAACGUGCUGGGAACGCGGCAGGAUGUGCCCUGUGAUGACGAGACGGGGAGCUGCUCCUGCCUGCCCAACGUGGUGGGCAUCGACUGUGACCAGUGCGCGGCUGGGCACUGGGACAUGGCGAGCGGCCGGGGCUGCCGACCCUGCGACUGCAACCCCAGCGGCUCCCACAGCAUGCACUGCAACCAGUUCACAGGACAGUGCCAGUGCAGAGAAGGCUUCACGGGGCGGACGUGCUCUGCCGCGCAGCAGGAGCAGGUCUGCCCAGAUGGGUACUUUGGAGACGUCAGGGUCGGUUGCACAGAGUGCAACUGUGACUUCCAGGGCACCGAGGACGUGGGGUGUGACAAGUCUACAGGCCAUUGCCUCUGCCGCCCGGGUGUCACCGGCCCCCGCUGUGACCAGUGCCAGCGGGACCACUGCAGCACCUACCCCAGCUGUGAGCCAUGUCACCCCUGCUUCCACACCUAUGACGGUGACAUCCAGCGGCUGCGCCUGCGCCUACAGCAGGUCGGCCUGAGCAACUCCAGCAUGGGGCUGCCUGGGGGCUCCCACCUGGGCCCCCGGCUCUCACGGGCACAGGGCAGCGUGCAGCAGGCACAGGGCAUCCUUGGUCACUCAUCCGCCACCGAGCAGGGCCUGGCCCAGGUGGGCAGUGGACUCACUGCCAUCAGGGAGCAAAUGCAAGGCAUUAAUCCCAACUUUCAGUUUCUGGAUGUGGCUGCCACUCUAUCUAGUGAGCUUGAAGCUCUCAACAGCAGCCUGCUUACCAUCAGUGCCCAGUAUCAGAGCAAGAAAACCCAAUUUGAAGCCAGCCGCAGCACAGAUCUCUCAGGAGCCUUUGGGACCAUCCGAUCUGCUCACCAGACAUCCACCAACGCCAGCAGCCUUGCUGCCGCUGCUGCCACACUGCUGGCCAUGUCCAGGGAGAGCCGCAGGGAUGCGGCAGGGCUGGAGGCAGCGGCUGCCACGCACAGCAGCAAGCUGCUGGCCCUCAGGGCCCAGAUGGCCUCUUCUCCCAACCUGACCCCUACUAUGAAUAAGAUCUGUGGUGGUUUCCGAGCAGAGACAUGCACCCCAGCGCGGUGCGAGGGCCCGCUGUGCCCGCAGGAUGGUGGCAUGGCCUGCGGGGAUGGCCUUAGCUGCCGUGGUGCCAGGCCACUAGCUGGCGGGGCCCUGCGCGUGGCCGGGAGGGCUGCAGGGGAGCUGGGCAGCCUGAGCACACGGCUGCAGGAGACAGCACAGCUGAUUAAAACGACAGAGGCAUCUGCUAAUCAGAUUCAAAGCAAUGCCUUGCGACUCGUGGAACAGAUGAGCAUAACAAGAACACAGAUUGAAGGAGAUGUCCGGCGUGCCCAGCAGUUCAUCCAGCAAGUUCGGAACUUCUUGUCAGACAAAGACAUGGACCCUGCUACAAUCCAGGAAAUCAGUGAGUUUGUUCUCUCUCUACAUCUCCCUACGGAUGCUGCCGCAGUCCUGAGAAAAAUGAAUGAGAUUCAAAAUUUGGCUACCAAGCUGCAGUGCCCAGAGAGCAUACUUGCCCAGACGGCCGAUGACAUCGCAAAGGCCAAGCAGCUGCAGCAGGAGGCAGAACAAGCCAGGAACCGGGCGAAUGCUGUGGAAGGCAAUGUGGAAGAGGUUGUUGGGAAUCUGAGACAGGCAAACACAGUGCUGCUGGAGGCCCAGGGGGCUAUCAGGGGCUCGGGUUCUUCCCUUCGGUUCAUUCAGGAGCGUGUAGAGGAAAUCGAGGCAGUGCUUGGUCCAGCUGAGAAGAACGUGGGCUCGGUGGCAGCCCAGCUGGCCGUGCUGGUGGAGGGGCUCCCCGGGCUGCAGCAGACAGCGGGGCAGAACCGGCUGCGGGCCAGCGACGUGCAGCAGACAGCGGCAGCAGCAAGCGAGGAGGCCAAUGGGGCUCAGCAGGCUUUCCAACAAGUGAAAGAUAUGUAUGCGGAGCUGAAGAGCAGGCUGGGGCAGAGCCCCACGCUGGGAGCACAGGGCAGCCGUGUGCAGAGCAUAGACCUGGAGGCAAAGGCUCUCUUUGAGGAAACAUGGGACAUGAUGCUCAGGAUGGAAACUUUGGAAACUGAAAUUCGGGAAAGCAACAGAGCCCUGGUGGCCAAGUCAGCCAGGCUGUCCGGCCUCCAGGAGCAGGUGGGCAGGAUCCGGGAUGCCAUCCAUAAGCGAGUCACCUACUAUGAGAGCUGCUCCUGAGCAAGGCCGUGCCUUCCUGCUGCAGACACCGACUGCUGUGUUGAUUCCCAUUUUCUGGCAGGAUUUCUCACUUUCCUAACAUCUGUAUAUUUAGCAAAUGGAAUUUCUGUCCUUUUGGAAAGGAGCUGCACUGAGCCAAAGGAGCAACCCCCUGGGCAGGUUUGUGGUGGUUGGACCUCCUGAAGCUGCCUGGGCAUGGAGGAAAGGGACAGACACAUGGAACUUCAGCAGCAAAGAAGCACAUCCCCCACACUGUAAUUUCCAGAGGGAUAAAAAAAAAGAAAAAAAAAAAAGGAGUUCAUGUUUUAGCCAAUUUAAGCUCUUGCAGUUGGAUUUGCUGUUCAAAUUAAACCCCUCGUAUGGGGCAAUGCAGCUAAUGUUUAAAACUUGCCAUGGCUGCAGUACUUCCCUCCUAGAUUUUUCAUCAAAGAAACAGAUUGUAGAAAUGGAGAAUUUUAUCUCCAUCAUAUCUACAUAGCAAACCUCUAUUUCUACAAGAAGAAAUGCAGUCUCAUACUCAAGAUGUGUGAUGUUGAAUGACUUCUUUGACUUU
Numida meleagris (helmeted guineafowl) is the source of this 4607-nucleotide messenger RNA. It is a transcript of the gene LAMB3, whose product is annotated as laminin subunit beta 3. The record is from RefSeq and is a predicted model, not a curated record. The transcript has 23 exons. NCBI's taxonomy places the organism in Eukaryota, Metazoa, Chordata, Aves, Galliformes, Numididae. Bases 545 to 4054 code for a protein of 1169 amino acids.